This is a messenger RNA of Linum trigynum, 1827 nucleotides long. The record is from the annotation of a GenBank genome assembly. NCBI's taxonomy places the organism in Eukaryota, Viridiplantae, Streptophyta, Magnoliopsida, Malpighiales, Linaceae.
AUGGCCACUGGGCAACUCUUCUCUCGAACUACACAAGCCUUGUUCUACAAUUACAAGCAGCUUCCUAUUCAGCGGAUGCUUGAUUUCGAUUUCCUUUGUGGAAGGGAAACACCUUCUGUAGCUGGGAUUAUCAACCCGGGCUCAGAGGGAUUUCAGAAGCUGUUUUUCGGUCAAGAGGAAAUUGCUAUCCCAGUGCAUGGAAGCAUUGAGGCGGCUUGUGCUGCUCAUCCAACGGCUGAUGUAUUUAUUAACUUCGCUUCAUUUAGAAGCGCUGCAGCUUCAUCCAUGUCUGCUCUCAAACAGCCAACAAUUCGAGUUGUGGCCAUAAUAGCUGAGGGUGUUCCUGAGUCAGACACAAAGCAUUUGAUUGCAUAUGCACGAUCUAACAAUAAGGUUGUCAUUGGCCCUGCUACUGUUGGGGGAAUCCAAGCUGGAGCAUUCAGGAUUGGUGAUACUGCUGGAACAAUUGAUAACAUUAUUGCUUGCAAGCUUUACAGACCUGGGUCUAUUGGAUUUGUGUCAAAAUCUGGUGGCAUGUCAAAUGAGCUUUACAAUACUAUUGCUCGUGUAACAGAUGGAAUUUAUGAAGGUAUUGCAAUUGGAGGAGACGUGUUCCCUGGAUCCACUCUUUCCGAUCAUGUUUUGCGGUUUAACAACAUCCCUCAGAUUAAGAUGAUAGUGGUACUUGGAGAACUUGGUGGACAAGAUGAGUACUCCCUUGUGGAAGCUCUCAAACAGGGCAAAGUGAACAAACCAGUUGUUGCUUGGGUCAGUGGAACUUGCGCCAGACUUUUCAAGUCAGAAGUUCAAUUUGGCCAUGCUGGUGCUAAAAGUGGUGGUGAAUUGGAGUCUGCACAAGCUAAGAAUCAAGCACUAAAAGAUGCUGGAGCUGUUGUGCCUACCUCAUUUGAAGCUUUUGAAGCUUCUAUUAAAGAGGCAUUCGACAAACUGUUCGAAGCAGGGAAGAUUGAAUCGGUUAAGGAGUUCACACCUCCACCAAUUCCAGAGGAUCUCAACACUGCGAUCAAGAGUGGCAAAGUUCGUGCCCCGACUCAUAUUAUUUCAACCAUUUCUGACGAUAGAGGUGAGGAACCAUGCUAUGCUGGUGUGCCAAUGUCUUCCAUUGUUGAGCAGGGUUAUGGUGUUGGUGAUGUUAUCUCUCUUUUAUGGUUCAAACGCAGCCUCCCACGCUACUGUACCAAAUUUAUCGAGAUAUGCAUCAUGUUGUGCGCCGACCAUGGUCCCUGUGUCUCAGGAGCUCAUAAUACCAUUGUCACAGCAAGGGCUGGAAAGGAUCUUGUUUCCAGCCUUGUGUCAGGUUUGCUGACAAUUGGUCCCCGAUUUGGUGGCGCCAUUGAUGAUGCUGCUCGAUACUUCAAGGAUGCUUAUGACAGGGGACUCACUCCCUAUGAGUUUGUUGAAAGCAUGAAAAAGAAGGGCAUCCGCGUUCCUGGAAUCGGCCAUAGGAUAAAGAGAGGGGACAACAGGGAUAAGAGAGUGGAGCUGUUGCAGGAAUUUGCACGCACAAAUUUCCCAUCUGUGAAGUACAUGGAGUAUGCCGUCCAGGUCGAGACCUACACUCUAACAAAGGCCAACAACCUGGUCAUGAAUGUUGAUGGCGCGAUCGGCUCCCUCUUCCUCGAUCUCCUUGCUGGAAGUGGAAUGUUCACCAAGCCAGAGAUCGACGAGAUCGUCGAGAUUGGAUACUUGAAUGGCCUCUUCGUCUUGGCUCGUUCCAUUGGUCUCAUCGGGCACACAUUUGAUCAGAAGAGACUCAAACAGCCCCUAUACCGUCACCCAUGGGAAGAUGUUCUCUACACGAAGUGA